AUAGAGAGCAGCAUUUCCUCUCCAGGCCGAGAUGAGGGCUGUGAGGGCGUUUGGAGGGAAACGCGCUGCCUACUGCAGGGAGGUGACACCCGCGAGGCCGACCGUCCCCCCGAAGCCCCCGCAAGUCCAGACUGGGGGACCUUGGAGAUCCACGAGAUUUCCAGAGAAGGAAAUUGAGGCCCAAGAAGCUGCAUGACUUAGCCAAGGUCAUGGAGUAGAACCCGGGGUAGGAGCCCGGGACGUUGAAAUGAAGGCGUCUUGCAUUGCAGCUCCGUGGCAGCGCAGAGGCACAGGAAGGCAGACUACCCCGAGCCCCGGGCUGCGGCCUCGCCCUCCAACCCUCUGCUUCCGUUUCUCCCUCUGGUCCAUAGCCCGCGGGACAGAGCAGCCCUGGAUUGGGAGGCUCCUCAGAUCUCAGGCUCAGGUGCAGAAGCAGAGCCCCUAACUGGAAGGCUCGGAGGGGAAUUGGAGGUGGAACCAUCCAGUCUUGAAGGUCAACGGAGCGUGAAAAGAGGAGCGUGCAGCUUGAGCACUACAGAUAGGAGCGUCCUUGCUCCUCCAGGCAGCCCCUCCAUAGGGGCAGUCCUGUGCUGCUGUGACUCGGCACUCACACAAGAUAGAGGGGACACUGGCAGGCACGCUUGACGUCUGGUUUGAUAUUGUGAGGAUUCGUCCAGCUGCUGUGGAGUGACUUUUCAAGCCGGCCUCCGAAAGAGGGUCUAAGGAUAACUCUGGGGCCAUGACGGCCAUGAUUCUCACAGAGAACUCCAAGACUUCUGUGCUGCGAGUAAGCGGACUUGUUCUGAGACCUUUGCCCUAGAGGAUGGCGAAGGGGCUCCUGGUGACCUAUGCCCUCUGGGCUGUGGGGGGCCCUGCUGGGCUUCACCACCUGUACCUGGGAAGGGACAGCCACGCCCUGCUCUGGAUGCUGACCCUGGGGGGAGGUGAGCUGGGCUGGCUCUGGGAGUUCUGGAAGCUCCCAAGCUUUGUAGCUCAGGCCAACAGAGCCCAGGGGCAGAGGCAGAGCCCCAGAGGGGUGACACCCCCUCUGAGUCCCAUUCGCUUUGCUGCCCAGGUGAUCGUUGGCAUCUAUUUUGGCCUUGUGGCACUGAUUAGCCUUUCAUCCAUGGUCAACUUCUAUAUUGUGGCCCUCCCACUGGCAGUUGGCUUAGGGGUCUUGCUGGUGGCUGCUGUUGGCAAUCAGACCUCAGACUUUAAGAACACUCUGGUGGCAGCAUUUCUCACUUCACCUAUAUUCUAUGGCCGCCCCAUAGCCAUACUGCCCAUUAGUGUGGCCGCCAGCAUUACAGCUCAGAAGCAUCGCCGCUACAAAGCUUUGGUGUCAGAGCCGUUCAGUGUUCGCCUCUACCGGCUGGGCUUGGCUUACCUUGCUUUCACAGGCCCACUGGCAUACAGUGCCCUCUGCAACACAGCUGCCACCCUCAGCUAUGUGGCAGAAACCCUUGGCUCCUUCUUGAAUUGGUUCAGCUUCUUCCCCCUUCUUGGCCGCCUCAUGGAGUUUGUCCUCCUUCUGCCUUACCGGAUCUGGAGGCUACUGAUGGGAGAUACUGGCUUCAACAGCAGCUACUUCCAGGAGUGGGAGAAGCUCUAUGAAUUUGUUCACAGUUUUCAGGAUGAGAAGCGUCAGCUGGCUUACCAGGUAAGGCUUUCUUCCCUCAGUCCUGUCUGGUGGCUCUGGUGGCCCUCAUGUGGAAGCACUGUACUUACGUCUGUUGGCCAGGUGCCAGAAGGAUGUUCUGGCUUCUUUGGAUAUCUGUUUGCAAUGGGCAAAGGUUACGGAGGCUGUAAUAGUAGAGUAGGAAAAAUAUAUGUGUAUAUUAUUUACUUUUUAUUGAGGUACAACAUAUAUACGGUGCACUAAUUUUAUGUAUACCCCACUCAGAUCAAGGGAUGGAACAUUUCCAGCACUAAGAAGGUUCUUUUAUUCCCCUUCUCGGCCUAUAUUCCCACCUUCAGAGGUUAUCUCUAUUCUGACUUUAGUCACCAUACGUUAGUUUUGCUCAUUCUUCUUCUUUUUUAUUUUUUUAAGAUAGAGUCUUGCUCUCUCGCGCAGGCUGG
Cercocebus atys (sooty mangabey) is the source of this 2079-nucleotide messenger RNA. RefSeq names its product DnaJ (Hsp40) homolog, subfamily C, member 22 (gene DNAJC22). The coding region runs from base 824 to 1882 and encodes 352 amino acids. The record is from RefSeq and is a predicted model, not a curated record. Gene Ontology annotation, biological process: endocytosis. The transcript is spliced from 5 exons. Lineage: Eukaryota; Metazoa; Chordata; Mammalia; Primates; Cercopithecidae. Gene Ontology annotation, cellular component: early endosome; plasma membrane.